Pungitius pungitius (ninespine stickleback) is the source of this 1576-nucleotide messenger RNA. It is a transcript of the gene osgepl1, whose product is annotated as O-sialoglycoprotein endopeptidase-like 1. Gene Ontology annotation, cellular component: mitochondrion. The record is from RefSeq and is a predicted model, not a curated record. Gene Ontology annotation, biological process: tRNA threonylcarbamoyladenosine modification. The coding region runs from base 143 to 1378 and encodes 411 amino acids. Lineage: Eukaryota; Metazoa; Chordata; Actinopteri; Perciformes; Gasterosteidae. The transcript is spliced from 7 exons.
CACGGCUUGUGUUUCCUGUUCGACACUGCGGGCGUUCUGUGUUUGUUGGUUUUGUUUUGUUAGCCCUGAAAGCUAUUGUGAUACCGUCAGCAUACGUGUCUUUGUUUUAAAAUGCUAUGGGUUUAACAUUCAAGGAGAAACCAUGUUCCCUAUAAAAGUCAAAUCACUGCACAGGCUGCUACAGCUGAAGCACCCACUCUGGCGCCCUCCUUCACUUGGAAAAGCACUCUGCUCCCGACUGGUUUUGGGCAUCGAGACGAGCUGUGACGACACUGCAGCGGCUGUCCUGGACGAGACAGGGGAAAUACUGGGAGAGUCUCUGCACUCACAGAAAGAAGUUCAUCUGAGGACCGGCGGCAUCAUCCCCACCGUGGCCCAGCAGCUCCACAGAGAACACAUAGAGCGCGUGGUCCAGCAGGCUUUGGAGAGGAGCGGCCUGGACCCCAGCCGGCUCUCCGCCGUGGCCACCACUGUGAAGCCGGGCUUGGCCCUGAGCCUGGGCAUCGGCCUCCAGUUCAGUCAGAAGUUUGUGAGGCGGCACAACAAGUCCUUCAUCCCCAUCCACCACAUGGAGGCCCACGCCCUGACCGUCAGGAUGCUUCAGCCCGUCCCCUUCCCCUUCCUGGUCCUGCUCGUCUCUGGUGGUCACUCGCUUCUCGCUGUGGCUCGAGGAGUCGAUGACUUUUUGCUUUUGGGUCACGCUCUGGAUGAAGCUCCGGGGGAUACGCUGGAUAAAGUGGCGAGACGUUUGUCCCUCAUAAAACACCCUCAGUGCUCCACGCUAAGUGGAGGACAAGCUAUAGAGCUUCUGGCCAAGGAUGGUGACAGGAUGAGAUUCCCCUUCAGGACACCGAUGGGACAGACGUAUGACUGCUGCUUUUCUUUCGCCGGACUACGGAAUCAAAUCAACAUGAUGAUAAAGAAGAAGGAGGCAGAGGAAGGUAUAGAACAGGGGAACCUGUUGUCCUGUGUGAAUGACAUCGCUGCUUCUACUCAGCACACCGUUGCUUCUCAUCUUGCAAAGCGAACCCAUCGUGCCAUCUUGUUCUGUAAGGCCAACGGCCUGCUGCCAGCACACUGUCCCACCUUGGUUUUAUCCGGAGGAGUUGCGAGCAAUCAGUAUCUCCGCAGGGCAUUGGCCAUCAUCACCGACACCACGGGGCUGAGCCUGCUCUGCCCUCCAGCCAAGUUCUGCACUGACAAUGGAGUGAUGAUUGCAUGGAACGGUGUUGAACGCCUGAGAGAAGGGAAAGGAAUACUUCCUCCAGAUGUGGAAGUGUCCUAUGAGCCAAAGGCGCCGCUGGGUGUGGACUGGACGGCGCGGGUCAAAGCAGCAGCCAUCAGGUUACCGUCAGUCAGGAUGAAGAUCCCCAGAUGACACACUGUUGGCUUUAGGCUCACUCUUAAGAAUUUCACAGUUCAGCGUAUAUAUUAUGUUUAUACUAUGUAAUAGACAUGUUUUUGUACAUGCUGCAAAAAACUGUGGGCAUAGAAGUGUUCACAUUUUCAAAUGUUUAAAGAUUUGUCUUAACAUUUUUUGCUGUCUGCUUGAAUUUAUAUUUGUUGCAAAGAAAGC